This is a messenger RNA of Ostertagia ostertagi, 2157 nucleotides long. Lineage: Eukaryota; Metazoa; Nematoda; Chromadorea; Rhabditida; Trichostrongylidae. The record is from the annotation of a GenBank genome assembly.
CGCUACAAUGGCUUGAAGUGGCACAUCAAAGAGCUUCUGGCAGCUCUCGACGAUGACAUCGAUCAGUUUUCGUCGAUCCCCGAUUUCAGCUAUAGAAGAAAUCUAGCCAGGGCCGCAAUUUCUCAGAUGUGUGAAAAUCCCGCACAAGAUUUGAGCUCAGAUGAGGACGUUCCAGUUGAGAGUCUCCAACUGCACACGGAAUGGUCGCAAAAUGGCUUUGAAACUAAUGGAGGACCGGAUCCUACCGAGUCCUCUGACACAUGUACGACUGGCAAAGCUGUUUUUAUCAACGAUGUGAAGAUUGAAGAUGUCGUUUACGGUGGAGUAGUCCUUUCAUCGAAGGCUCAUGCGAAAAUACUGAAAGUGGACACUACAGAGGCCCUGAGAAUGAACGGGGUUUUGGGAUAUGUUGACAUCAAUGACAUUCCAAAAGGUGGCACCAAUUAUCCUGGAUCACUGCUGCAGGAAAUUUUUGGGGCUGAUGAUUCACCAAUCUUCGCCGAUGGAGAAGUACUGGCAGUAGGCCAACCCAUUGGACUUAUGGUAGCUAAAGAUUCGGAAACAACACGUCGUGCAGCAAGACUUGUGAAAGUUACGUAUCAGGAGCUACCAGCAGUGCUCACAAUGGAGGAAGCCAUAGAGCAAAAGUCGUAUCAUCUGGAACCUCACCAGUUCGGAGUCAGUAUAGAUGAAGUCGAGGAUGAGCUGCUGAAAUGUGACAUCGUAAUUGAAGGAACUACAAGAAGUGGAUGCCAGGAUCACUGUUAUAUGGAACCGCAGGGUAGUAUUGCUAUACCUGGAAAAAAUGACGAAUGGGUCAUUCAUACUUCAACGGAAUCAGCGAAUUUGCACCAGCUCUUUACGUCGGCUGUCUUAGGUAUUCCGGCACAUAAGGUUACUGUGAAGGUGGAACGCGUUGGCGGUGCAUUUGGUGGUAAAUACACUCAAAGUGCGCCAGCUGGAGCUUGGGCUGCACUUGCAGCACGAGUGCUGAACCGCCCAGUCAAGGUUGUUCUAAAGAGGGCCGAAGAUAUGCUUAUCACUGGGAAACGUCACCCGGCCAUGGUAAAGUACAGAGUUGGCAUCGAUGUGACUGGUUUGCUACGUUGCGCGUAUCUCAAAGUGUAUCUCGACGGAGAUUAUGCUAUCGAUGCAUCAAAUGUGGUUACCUACAUGUCAACUGCCUUGUCCGAUACAUGUUAUAGCAUUCCAGUAAUGAGAGCUGAAGGAUACGCAUUGAAAACGAAUAAGUCGAACAACACUUUCGUAAGGGGCUGCGGUUUGCCUCAGGCUUACUUCGCAAUGAAUGGUAUCCUGUGUCACGUCGCACACGCUGUGAAUAAACCGCUCGAAAAGAUAAUGAAAAUGAACUUCAAUAAAAACGGAGGAAUACGACCAUCGAAGGAACCGAUUCUCAACGACGCCCUUUUGGAGUGCUGGGAAGAGUGCUUGAAGUGGAGUGAUUUCGACGAGCUGCGCGAAGAAGUCGACCGUUUCAACAAAACCUCGAAUCACAUAAAACGAGGAAUAGCUGUGAGUGCAACCCGGAUGGGUUUAGCGUCUCCUGGACCUAACGAACAGGCUGUAGCUCUCGUGCAGGUUUCUAAAGAUGGAAGCGUUGCAGUCACAAUUGGAGGAGUUGAGAUGGAACGUGAACUGAUCACAAAGUGUCAACAUGUUGCCAGUCGUGCAUUGCGAAUUCCUACCUCCUUUAUAACGGUAACUGAUGCGAGCACAGAUAAAAAAUAUAACCAACAACAGAAUGGAGGAACUCAAGGUGCAGACGUUCAUGGACGAGCGAUUAUGCCGAAACAUGGGAUCCCUCUACAGUCAUCCAUGUAUAACGCCACCGGCGCAGCGUGCAUCGUUUCACAGAUCGAUUGCCGUACUGGGGAGCAACAGAUUCUAUCCGUAGAUAUAGUCAUGGAUGUCGGCCGAAACUUAAAUCCAGCGAUAGAUAUCUGCCAAAUCGAGGGAGCGUUAAUGAUGAGCUAUAGCAGUCUCACAUUUGAAAAGGUGACAUAUGAUGACAAGGGGAAAGUGAUCGAGAAUACGUUUUCUUUAUACAAACUACCGUCUCCAUCAGUGACACCGAUGAAGUUUCGCGUAAAACUCCUCAAGGAAACCGACUGCACAGAAGAAGAGGAUAGCUUUCCG